Penicillium canescens is the source of this 1704-nucleotide messenger RNA. Its product is annotated as rRNA 2'-O-methyltransferase fibrillarin-like protein. Gene Ontology annotation, cellular component: small-subunit processome; box C/D methylation guide snoRNP complex. The record is from RefSeq and is a predicted model, not a curated record. Bases 1 to 1704 code for a protein of 567 amino acids. NCBI's taxonomy places the organism in Eukaryota, Fungi, Ascomycota, Eurotiomycetes, Eurotiales, Aspergillaceae. The transcript has 5 exons. Gene Ontology annotation, biological process: rRNA methylation; box C/D sno(s)RNA 3'-end processing. Gene Ontology annotation, molecular function: rRNA methyltransferase activity; histone H2AQ104 methyltransferase activity; RNA binding.
AUGCGGUCUGCCAAAGCCGUCGUUUCUGAGAAGCUUGCGCGCCUUGGAGCUCCGAACAUGUCUCACAGCACCACCAGCGGAAUGCACGCCUCUAAUAGGCCGCACACCAUUACCUCGCUGCGGCGCUGGUCUAUUGUGAAUAAGGAACUUCCGGCUAUGCGCAAGAUCCGCGCAAUUCACGUUUACGACUUCGACAAUACCCUAUUUCUAAGUCCCUUGCCAAACCCGCAGAUCUGGCAUGGAUCAUCUAUCGGAUUCCUUCAAUCAGUCGACCACUUUGCCAAUGGAGGAUGGUGGCACGACCCAAACAUCCUUGGUGCGACAGGCAAGGGCAUGGAGGUUGAAGAGCCCCGUGCAUGGGAAAAAUGGUGGAAUGAACAAAUCCUUCGCUUGGUGCGCAUGAGUAUGGAACAGAAGGAUGCUCUCACAGUACUGUUGACCGGCCGCAGCGAGGCUGGCUUUGCCGAUAUCAUCAAGCGGAUGGUUGCAAGUCAAAAACUCGAAUUCGAUCUCAUCGGUCUCAAGCCGGAGGUUGGUCCGCACGGACAGCGAUUUUCGUCGACCAUUGAGUUUAAACGGACGUUCCUUGAAGAUCUGGUUUUCACUUACGAGCAGGCUGAAGAGAUCCGCGUUUAUGAGGACCGCGUCAAGCAUGUGAAAGCAUUCCGGGAAUUCUUCGAGGACACGAACAAAAAACUUCAGAUUGGGGCCCUUGCCACCACCACACGUGUGCCCAUCCUCGCUGAAGUCAUCCAGGUAUCUGAAGGCUGCACAUACCUCGAUCCUGUAACCGAAACAGCUGAGGUGCAGCGCAUGAUUAAUUCUCACAACCUUGCAUUGCGCGAGCCUUCUCUAUCCACGAAGAACAUACGCAAUGGGCGUUUAAGCAUCAAACGGGUUGUGUUCUACACUGGAUAUCUUCUUUCCCAAGAAGACUCAAACAGCAUGACUGAAAAAUUGCUGGUUCCAGCACUACCCCCCGGUCUCGCUGACUCAAAUGACCUCAAAUACAUGGCUAACAGCAUUCUAAUCACCCCACGCCCAGCUCCUCGCUCCAUCCUGGAGAAGGUUGGAGGCAUGGGCAAGACAAUCAAGUGGAAGGUUACCGGUACCGGAACCUUUGAAAAUAAGAUCUGGGCUGCCCGCGUGGCACCCGUUUCGGCAACAGAGCCGUGGUAUACGGAUAACCCACUGCCGCUUGUAGUACUAGCUGUGCGCAAAGGUGCUCGCCUCGUUGACGCAGGGAGAAUUCAGAAUUGGCACCCUGCUUCGGCCGACAUGGCCAUGACAUUCGACACUGUUGUCGGAGAAAAGGUUGUCUUGAAGAUCGAGACCGAAGACCAACACACGAUGAACAAAAGCCAUAAGCGACGUUUCCAGGAUCGCGAUGACAGUACCUUGGCUCACACCACCCAUGCCAGCUACGAAGGGCAAUUAUCUCACGCCCGUGGCAAUCACAGCUCCCACCAGCGUGGUGGCGGUCAUUACUUCGACGAAAGUCAUCGAAGAGGAGCCUAUCGUGGCCGUGCCCGAGGUAACGCACGUGGACGUGCCAACAGAGGUUCCCGUGGACGAGGUCGUGGCCGUGGUGACCAUGCAGCAUACCACUACAGGUCGCUAGAUGAUUAUGGCGAUGCUUCCCAUGGUGACAGGGGAGGUCAUGGCGGUGAUGCCGGACGAGGAGGAUAUGCUAUGGACUAUUGA